UAGAUUUGAUGAUGACGUCGAUUAGAGUGCGGAUGUGGCGUUUCCUUUUACGCGUCAGAGACGCACUGAACUUCAGCAGCAGAAACAAGGUGCAGCAAUUAACAUUGUGUAAUGAAGGUGAUUCCAGAGCAGACUCGAUGAGUUUCAAUACAUGAGUGACUUAACUGAAGAUAGAUCAGUUUUUGCCAAACUGUGAGAGACUUCAAAACAACCUCAUUAUGAUAGACCUGAGCCAUCUGACAGAAGAAGAGCAGGCGAUGAUCAUGGCGGUUUUAAACAGAGACUCUGAACUGAAGAAAUCAGAGGAAGAACGAAUCAAGCAUUUGCAGAAAGAGGUCCCAGAGGAAGACAGACGUAAGUACAUGACAGGUGAAUGGUUUUACGAAGUGAAGUCGCAAAGACAUCAGGACAGAAUUCAUGGAUCAGACAUCAUCAUAGCAUCAAUGAAGCACCAACAGAAACCCACAAUUGAUGCUGCGUCUGCACUUGCGGACUAUUUAACAAGGUCAUGGGGGAAAAGUUCCAGUAGCUUUAACAAAAAGAACAGCGAUGAGAUCUCAGAGCAGCCAAUGGAGAGGCAGUUGCAGAAAGAGGACCCAGAGGAAGACAGACGUAAGCACAUGACAGGUGAAUCGUUUUACAAAGUGAAGUCGCAGAAACAUCAGGACGGAAUUGACGGAUCAGACAUCAUCAUAACAUCAUUGAAGCAACAGAAACCCACAAUUGAUGCUGCAUCUGCGCUUGCGGACUAUUUAACAAGAUCAUGGGGGAAAAGUUCAAGUAGCUUUGACAAAAACAACAGCGAUGAGAUCUCAGAGCAGCCAAUGGAGAGGGUAAACCAGGGUGGUACACCAGAGGUCCAGGAAGAAAGUUUAAACAGAUGCAAGAGAUCACCAUCUAAGCCGAGGCACAACCCAUUCAACAGUAUUCCAGUGGAGCCGGACUUUGAAGAGACAGGUAGUCGGUUUACCAGUGAAUCUGAACUCAGGAGAUCAUCUGCUGAUAUAGGCUUUGAUUCAAAAGUAAAACAUCAGGAACCAAACCACGCCGAAAAUAAUAGGGAGUUCUCUAACAUCGUGCCCAACAUAAUCCCUCGUCAAAAGCCAGUACCAAUGAAGAGGACCAAAAUCUUCAAACCCCAUGGCUCUUUAUCUGACAGUGCCAGCUCUGUGUCCAGCCAAAGUAUGUCAAUCCCGAGUACUUCCAACAAGAGUGUGACCACCACAGAAGACUCAGCUAUCAGAACUCCUGCACCAAGAGGUAUCCUCAAAAAUAGCUCCUGCGAGUCCACCCUUAAGAGCCAGCUGCCACAGCCAAUUCUGAACUAUGUUCACCCAAACAAUUAUCAAGAAAAGGAUUCUGAGGAGCGUAAAAAUAUUUUGGAAAGUAAGGAGGAACCAAGUAGGAGAUCACUAAGCGAAGAGCCACCCAAGUGCCCCUCACUGUCGAAGGCGCCAAAGUCACGUUUACCAGUAAUGAACCAGUCGCAAAAGAUUAACCUUUCUCAGGCCACACAGGAAACAGAGAAAAUACAAAAGCGUCCCAGUCUGAACUCAAUCCCAAGAGUAGAUGAUGACAAGAAAGUGGAAGACAGUUUGAAACAGCAAAGAAAUACAUAUAAUUGUCUUCCUCUGUCAUCAAGUAUAGAACGUGGGGACCAAAACAUAUCUGAUAAGAUUAUGGAGACUUCUCCUCAUGAGAAUGCAAGGACCACCAACACUAUAGAAGCACUGGAUGUGAUGACUACUUCUAAACCUACACAGCAAAGAUAUGAGACUGUCGAGAGUCACAUGACCGUCUUACCAAAUGUGCAAAUGACAAGAGAAGAAGAACAUCUUGGGACUCCUGAUGAUCAACAAUUUCCCAGUUCUCUCAACAUAGCAGAUUCUUCCAAGAUAGGAAAUUCUUCUACUGAUCUGGAGCCUGAGAGCAGCCCGUCUGCAUUUAAUAUAAAAUUAAAUACUAAAAAUUCAUUUGAAUCACAGCCAGCUGUCAUGACGGAUUCACCCAUUCACACUCCUAGUGCUGAACACGGAAAAUCCAUCACCAAAGUUCUUGAGUGGUUCAGCAGAAGCUCAGACAGCAGUGAUAUGUUUGAUGUGGAUAGUAAUCGGGACAUGGAGGAGGACCCUAAAAUUGAUGACAUAGACUUGGAGGAUGCAGCUAAUUUGAGAGUCAAAACAAGGGAGAAUGUGUACCUGAUCAUGCCACGCCAAAGUGAAGAGAAUCCGUCAGAAGUUAAUUCCGUAUUUUUACAAGGGACAGACUGGGCACAGGAGAAGAGUUUUGACAAAGUACGUCAAACUACUCCAAAACCACGGAGAAGGUCUGAGUCCACUCAUAAACAAUCUCCCAUUAUGAACCCUUCAACUAACUUUACUUUUACAGACAUCCCAAACACUGUCACUGAAUCAGAGGACAAUGUAUUUUGGACUCCAGAUGAAAAUAAGCAAGAUGCUUUUAUCAAGCAUGACAGAAGAGAAGAACCCAAAGUUAAACUUGAAACUAAUGUUAUCAAAGUUCAUCAACCUAAAGAAAGAACAAGUGUUACAGAAGAUCAAGGACCAAAACUUGCAAAUCUGAAAUCAUUCUGGGAGAAGGAAAACACUGGUCCAAAGAUUUUGAUCGGUAGAUCUAAUGUACCUGCUAAAAAUGAACCUCUCACACUUGAUGUCAGUACAGAGUCAAAUAAAGGUGGGAAUGACAAACUAGAGAAGAACUUGAAAUCUCCAGAACAUCAAAUAAAUGAGACAGUGAGUGUUGUGGAAGUAUCAGACUUUAAGGAUGUAUUGAGUACAAACACAAUCCAGUCUGUACCCAAUGUUACAGGUGACUCGAAAGUUUCCCAAUUGAUCUAUUCCAAUCCAAAAAAAGACCAAAUACUCUCAAGCUCUUCCACUGACAAAUGCGCUACCUCUGUUCCACGUUUAAAAUCAUCAUCAUCAUCCCUAGAUAGUGGAUCUUUGUUGGCUCAUCAAGACAUUGAAAGUGUGGGAGGCACUGUAAGCAUAAACAAUAGUGAUGGGGAUUGCACCGCACCUAAAGUUUUAGAGACGAAAUCUACUACUCCACCAAGGCCAAUUCCUUUCCCUCGUGCUAAGCAGACAGAAAACAUGGUGGACAAGAUCAAACAACUCAAGUCCUUCUGGGAAAAUGAAAAAAGCACAUCGGCUCAAAAGAGUAAACCCUCAAUGGCUUCUAGUGCUAAGCUGAACAAAAGAUUUACAAAGUCUGAGUUUGAUCUCACUACAGUAGGUACUGAAUUUGAUGAUGUUUUUGAGGAUGAUACUAAUGAUAAAGGUAGUCUAUCUCCUGGUUUCUCCAGGAAUACAUCACGGCCAGCUGUGAUAGAAGGUAUGAGUACUUCACAAUUUAAAAAUCUCAGAGACUUCUGGGGAGGAUCACCUCAAAACCAAAUGGGACAAACCUCACCAGUUUCUAAAAGUGGAAUUCAGAGAACUUUUGGCCAACCGAAAAAGCAUAGCAAAUCAGUCGAUACAUCUAAAGAGACAGAUUCCUUUAUAGACGCAACUUCACAUGCACAAGUAAAAAUGUACAAUAAACAAUCAGAGAGCCAGACCAAUACCAAACAAGCUGGACUUAAUGCUUCUGCAAAGAGGAGAGAUACUACAAGACAACAAUCUGGAUCAAAAAGCAGUUCCUCAAAUGUGGACUCGGAUGAAGCAAUCUCCCAUGGUGUGUCUCAUCCCGUUCAGACUUCUGUGAAACAUAUAACACCACCUAAACCCUCUAUAGGUCAAGAAUCACAACCCCAACAGAGAAAAAGCAGAGGAAAAGGCCGUCUGAAUGUUAAAAUCAAUUCAAUUCGACGUGCCUCUAGCAUGUUCUCUAUUAACACCGAGGUUGAGGAGCAAAGCCAGGACUCCAAAACAUCACAGAGUCCUAAUCUUCAUCAGGUGACAAAUACUACAGAAAACAACAUGGCACCAUCCAAGAAAACACAAGAAUCUAGCGACACCCUGCCAAAAACACCCUCAGAAUAUUCUCUGCAAGACAAAGAGGGGAACAUUCAGACUAGACCAUCGCGUACAUCCGAAGAGACUGAUGUUCAACCUCUUGCUAGGUCUUUUAUUCCUCCCGAUUAUCAGCACUAUCUUGGAAUCACAGAGAAAAGUGAUAUGUACACUCCACCUUCGGUUACAAGGCAGAUGGAUGAGGAUGACUUCCUUUGUACCUCAUUCACAACCUCCACAGAGACUAGCUGCAAAUGUAAAUGUUCCCCUGUAAGAACCAGUACUCCCGUGCCAGGUUUUCCUGACCUUCAAACCAGGAGAGGAAGCCUGGCUCAAACUGAUGGACAUGUAUGUCAUAAUGCUUCUCAGAUCAGUGCACCAGAUACCCCAUCCCGCACAAAGGGUAACAUAAACUGCGAUGAAAGUUUGGUUCAGAAAGUCUUGAAAAGAGCUACAACUAGACCUGUGUACCAUAAAAGCAUGGACAAUAUCAGCACAUCUCCUGGCCAAAAUAUCAAGCACAUGGACGACUUUGAGCAGGUCCCUAGCACAUAUGUCCAGACUUCCUUCACCACCUCAGACUCAGAGCACCUGAAACAACUUAGCAAAUCAGUGCCCUCCUUUCUGCAGAAAGAGAUCGAUGAAGGAGAGAGUGACUCAGAGAGUUCCUGCAGCGGCGUCCCUCUGAAAAACUUCAGACAAUACACAAACCUUGACAGCUGCUCUGGCUUUGCAUCAAUGUCAUCUGUUAGCGGCAGCGUUGCGAGUGUCUAUAGCAGUGACUACGGCAGUGUCGAAGUUCAAGGCAUCAUUCAGUUUUCACUGAACUAUGUGCAAAAGUUGCGGGAGUUUCACAUUUUUGUGAUUCAGUGCCAGAAUCUUGCAGCAGUGGACAUGAAGAAGAAUCGAUCAGACCCGUAUGUCAAAAGUUACCUCAUACCUGACUCGGCCAAUCUGGGAAAAAGAAAAACGUCUGUGAAGAAGAAAACUUUGAAUCCUACAUACAAAGAGAUUCUUAGGUACAGAGUCCAAAAGGACUACUUGAAGUCUCAGGUUCUCAACCUUUCAGUGUGGCAUCAUGACACAUUUGGCCGUAACAGCUUCCUGGGAGAGACAGAGUUUGACCUCUCAUUAUGGAAUUUUAGUGAUACAGAGAGGAAGUUUUUGCCUCUUAAACCCAGGAAUCGCUCCGGUCAGUCUUUAACCAGUCUCCAGCCCUCCGAUUUAAGAGGACAGAUAAGAUUAGCUGUACGAUUCCUUCCCCAGAUCUUCCAUUCUAAAUCUGUUCCUGGCACAGGUGAAGUGCAUAUCUGGGUCAAAGACUGCAAGAAUCUCCCUCUUAUCAGAAGCCCAUCAAUUGACCCAUAUGUAAAAUGCUUUGUACUGCCCGACACCAGCAAAAAGAGUCGUCAGAAAACAAGGGUGUUAAAGAAGACAACCAGCCCCAUGUUUAAUCACACCAUGGUAUAUGAUGGGUUCAGAGCAGAGGACCUGAAAGAAGCCUGCAUUGAGCUCACAGUUUGGGAUCGGGAUCGUUUAGCCAAUCAUCUGCUCGGAGGCCUAAGACUUGGGAUGGGCACAGGAAAGAGUUAUGGAGCCCUUGUGAGCUGGAUGGACUCUACACCGGAGGAGGUGGAUUUAUGGAGACGAAUGAUGGAGUCUCCCAGUGAAUGGGUAGAAGACAUAUUACCACUGAGGAUGCUAGCACCAGAGAAAAAAGCUUGGAAAUGAGAUUACAGUCAACCACAGAGUUUAUUACUACUAUCAGUGUAUAUAUUUCUACACAUUUACUAUUUCGCACAUUAAAUAUCCUAUUUAUAAUAGGUUAGGCUUUUCCCAGCAAUUUGUAUGUUUAACCGAGUCAGAAAAAAACAGUUAAGAAGCCCAAUUUAAUAAAUAAGACAAUGCUAUAUUUAGUCAGUAUUUAUGUAUUAGUUUGUGGUUAGUUUGGAAUAGCGUCUAGCAUCUAGCUACUAUUUCUUAAAGGGGAUAUUUCACAAGACUUUUUUAAGAUGUCAAAUAAAUCUCUGGUGUCCCCAGAGUACACAUGUGAAGUUUUAGCUCAAAAUAUCAUAUAGAUUAUUUAUUAUAGCAUGUUAAAAUUGCCACUUUGUAGGUGUGAGCAAAAAUGUGCAGUUUUUGGGUGUGUCAUAUCGUAAGGAGCGAUAUGACAUCACAAGGGGAGCCAAAUUUUAAUGACCUAUUUUUCCACAUGCUUGCAUAGAAUGGUUUACCAAAACUAAGUUACUGUGGGUUGUUCUUUUUACAUUUUCUAGGUUGCAAUGGGGACCCAAUUAUAGCACUUAAAUAUAAAAAAGUCUGAUUUUGAUGAUAUGUCCCCUUUAAAGGGAUAGUUCACUUAAAAAUGAUGAGUAAAUAAACAGCAAAUUUUCACAUUCUCUUUAAAGAAUACAGUAUAUGCUGUACAUAGGUGAAUAUGUAUGUACACAACAUACAAAAGAGCACUAUAUUGUAUUUCACCUUUGACUUUUAUUUCCAGUGUAACAAAUUUUACUUUACAUAAUGUGAUUACUGUGAAAAAAAUAUAAUUUUGGAUGGAUACUUUUAUUUAAAAAAAGAAGAGACAUUAAACAUAACAAAAUCACAA
Paramisgurnus dabryanus is the source of this 6582-nucleotide messenger RNA. RefSeq names its product synaptotagmin-like 2b (gene sytl2b). Gene Ontology annotation, molecular function: neurexin family protein binding; small GTPase binding. Gene Ontology annotation, biological process: intracellular protein transport; exocytosis. Gene Ontology annotation, cellular component: plasma membrane; exocytic vesicle. Lineage: Eukaryota; Metazoa; Chordata; Actinopteri; Cypriniformes; Cobitidae. The record is from RefSeq and is a predicted model, not a curated record.